Sinocyclocheilus grahami is the source of this 327-nucleotide messenger RNA. Its product is annotated as U6 snRNA-associated Sm-like protein LSm3. The transcript has 3 exons. NCBI's taxonomy places the organism in Eukaryota, Metazoa, Chordata, Actinopteri, Cypriniformes, Cyprinidae. Gene Ontology annotation, molecular function: RNA binding. The coding region runs from base 58 to 312 and encodes 84 amino acids. Gene Ontology annotation, biological process: mRNA splicing, via spliceosome. The record is from RefSeq and is a predicted model, not a curated record.
CUGCCGUCCAAUGAUUUGUGGGAGACAAGUGAAAAGCAUUUUGGGUAACUUUGAAAGAUGGCGGACGACGCUGAGCAGCAACAAACCACCAACACCGUGGAAGAGCCUCUGGAUCUGAUCCGGCUGAGUCUGGAUGAGCGGAUCUAUGUGAAGAUGCGAAACGACAGAGAACUGCGCGGCAGACUGCACGCCUAUGACCAGCACUUGAACAUGAUCCUUGGAGAUGUUGAAGAGACAGUGACGACUGUGGAAAUCGAUGAGGAGACGUAUGAGGAGAUUUAUAAGGUAACUGCAAUUAAAAUUUUAACGUAAGCCAUAAAUCCUAAU